UUUUAAAUAAAGGAAUGCGAUUCCAAAGGCAUCAUGGCCGCCAAGGUACGUCACGUGACUGUUCACAGAGGUGUAUGGAAAGUCAAGUGUCCUCCCCUCCCGUCCAAAAAUAUUAUUUCUGUUCGGUCAACGACUACCUAAUAUCUCUCCGCCGACAAAAUGGCAACAAACGGAUUAAGUUUUCCGUGGAGCUCACCGGUGGGAAAUCGAAAUCUGAGUCCAUUUGAGAAUAUCCGCCAGCAGAUGGAUGACAUCGUGGGAAAUGGAGGGAUCCUGAAAGAGAUGGUCCACCCUGGAGAAGGCCCGCCUGUCCCCCAAAAUGCUUCAGUGUUGAUCCAUUACUCCGGCUUCCUGGAAUAUUCCGACCGGCCGUUCGAGACCACCACUCACUUGAAGUACCCGCGCAUGAUGAAGCUGGGCCAAGACUUGACGCUGCCCGGAAUGGAGUUCGGCCUGCUGACCAUGCGGAAAGGGGAGUUCUCCCGCUUCCUGCUGCAGCCUUGCUACGCCUACGGAGAACUGGGCUGUCCUCCGCUCAUCCCAGCCGCAUCCCCAGUUUUGUUUGAAAUCCAGAUCCUCGACAUAUUCAAUUCCGGCGAAGUGGAUGACUUUGUCACACUGAGUCCAGAGGAGCAGAACACAUUUCCUCUGUCCAAACUGAUGGAAGUGGUCAACACGCUGCGCAGCUUCGGCAACCGAUGCUUUAAGCAGAAUCGCUACGAGAAAGCCAAAGAGCGCUACAAGCAGGCGGCGGUGGUGUUGGCCAACCGGGUCCAGCAGAGCGAUGUGGAGGCCAGGGAGCUUCAGAUGGCGUUGCUGCCUCUCUACCUGAACCUGUCCCUCACAGAGCUGCGUCUGGAGAACCUGCAGAAAGCUCUGAAAUACGCCAACAAAGCUUUAGACGUGGACUCGGGAAGCACCAAGGCUCUUUUCCGCUGCGGACAGGCCUACGUGGAGCUGCAAGACUACGAGAAGGCUCACGAAUGCCUCGUCAAGGCCCAGCGCAAGAAGCCGUUUGACUGUGACAUCAACAACUUGCUGAAGAAAGUCACCUUGGCCUACAAAGACAGCUUGGACAAAGAGAAAGACUUGUACACAAAGAUGUUUCAAGGCUUCAAGGGACCAGUGGAAAUGUAGACACAACCGUGGAUCCAGUCAGUGACGAGCCACUGCAAUUCCUGAGUCACUAAGCUUGUGGUUUUUUUUGUUAAUCUUAUCACAAUUGUUGCGCUGUGUUGUACUUUGAAGUGCGUUGGGGUUUUUUUUUUCCACCUUAUGAUGACGGGAUUGUGAUUUUGGCAAAAGCACAAAUAAAAAUGUGUGAAUUUGCAUUAUAUGCCAGGUAAUUGUGAUAAUACCAAACGCGAACACAUGGGGGAGCACUAGUGCAGAGAGUAAAGUCAUAAAGCAAUUGAAAACUAUGUACUGGCGUUUAUCGUUGGCUUUGGUGUGAAGCUGCACUGAAUCAUACUCAGGGCUGUUUCACAUAUUUUUCAGUGACUUAAGAGACUCAUGAGGGGGCAAAACAAUGGAAACAGCUUCAAGUCCCACUACAAUGUACUGCUACACUGCUUUUUGGUUCUUAAUGGCCAGAGAUAGAUGGACGCACAAUGUUUAAAAAAAAAAAAACGUGAGAAGCAGCAGGAAAGGAUGGAAAAAAAUAGAAGGGAUGAAAUGGGAUCAGAAAGGGGGAGGGGCAAGCAGGGAAGCAGGACAAUCUGAUUGACCUCUCAGACUAA
Molecule: messenger RNA, 1739 nt
Organism: Doryrhamphus excisus (bluestripe pipefish)
Lineage: Eukaryota; Metazoa; Chordata; Actinopteri; Syngnathiformes; Syngnathidae
Gene: fkbp6
Product: FKBP prolyl isomerase 6
Biological process (GO): piRNA processing; spermatogenesis
Cellular component (GO): cytoplasm
Molecular function (GO): peptidyl-prolyl cis-trans isomerase activity; Hsp90 protein binding
Source: RefSeq, a predicted model, not a curated record